UGUGCUCGAACCGCAAUUAUAUCGUUUAUACGAUAUCAGAUGUCAGUAAAUGGAUCUUUGCCGUCAGAAGCUGAAUCCAGUGUAACAAUAUUCACGUUAUCGAGAAUUGUUCAGUUAACGUGUUUCACACAAAGAAAAGAAUGGACUUCAGGCAUCUCUGCAGGAGAUUUUUAUUGUGAAAUUCGACAUCUUCGCUUCGAUACCAACGCUGCCAACAAAAGGAAUACUACAAUCAACAUCGGCCACGCGAUUCAUAUUGACUUUUGAAAGUGAAAAUCACUCGUGGCCUCAUGAGUUAGCUUCAGAGGAAAGAUGGUAUUUAUGGACGUUCCCGCCAUUCUCAUGCUGUUGGCUGUAAGUGCUCAGCUGUUGGGAACAACAGAUUCGGUUGAACGAUGUAAGCGGUACCCAAACCCAACGCACGGGCGCGUGGUUUGUGACAGCUUAUUUCGUUUGUUUUGUGCUCCCGAGUGCGAUGAUGGUUUUGUGUUUGAGUCAAAGCCUGCAGUGGUGUACAUGUGUGGACCUCUCACCGGAGAGUGGUUCACUUAUCCCGAAGGACAAACUAUCCCCUGGCCUAAUUGUCGGAGAAGAAAAAGCCUAGAAAGUACAACAACAAAAGAUCUAACGUCCCGCAGAGCGCAGAUUGCUGCGAAAAUUCAUCAGACCUAUCAAGCGAUUUUACCAAACAAUCAGCAAAUGCAACUUGUGCAGACUGGUCAACAAAACACCAGAUACAUUCAUCUAUUUGAUUACAUUCAGCGUGCCCAGCAGGUAUACAGUGAUAAACGAGCUCUUCCCACUCUGGGACUUAAAGCCCUAGAAGUACAAAAACAGCAGCAGCUAAAAGUACAACAGCAACAAAGACAAAAGCAGCUAGCACGAUUCGAACAGCUGAGCCAAAAACAGAAGGACAUGCAGCCACAGUUGUCGAGCAAACGAUUUUUUACGCCGAUGCAAGAAUUAAGAAACCGCUUGGAUCAAAGCUCUCCCCAAGAAAUGGUGGACAAACAACGCCAACAGCGAGAAGCGUUCGAGUUAUUGGAUACAAAUAAUUAUAACGUGCAAGGUAUGAGUGCGGAGAGAAUUUCUACGAAUCAAAAUUUACAAGGAAGUUUUCAACCGAGGGCUGUUCUUGGGUCCAAGACUAUGCCACCAAAACGUGGUACCUCGGUAAGCGUUCUUUAUCCAAAAACUCCUCAACAAUUUUACCCAAGACCCAGUAUUGACAGAAAAAUUCCGACAAGUUCCAAAGUCACUACCUUGGCAGCUUCAGAGCUAAACCAGCAGCAAAUCAAUCCAAUAUUGGAAACAUAUUCACCUAAGGGUCUUACCGAUACUACGCUGAUAUCAUCAGCGGUUGACAGAGAGGUUUUGGAUAAAAGUCGAGCGACAGCUACUGAAAUCAUGCCACGUUUGGCCUCAUGGCAAGCUGCCUUGUCUCCUCCAUCGCAACGGUCAGAAUUUCAAAAAGCAUCAAAAGCCUUAGACCAAAAUCUCAAACAUCUGACUUUGCAACCGCUUAAAGAUAAUCAGAGAAACGUUCAUUCACCAUUUUCCAACGAAAUCACAUCCCUUGGAGUUGACAUGAAACGUCUCAGCCAAUCACAAAACAGAAUUCAAGUGCAAGUGGAAAGCCCCGUAGCUGCUCCUCUUAGCAAUUCAGGAUUUAGCAAAGUAUCAUCAAUACGGAAUCAAAAUGUCCAAGACGUCAAUCUCCAGCCUGUUAAAGUAAACGGCGAUUCCUCCAUUAUUAAUGAAACAAAGUCUCUCGGAAUUAAUGCGAAUACUAUCAACCAAUCACAAGACAGAGUCCUGUCACUUACAAGAAGCCCAUCAUAUGCUUCCUCAAGGAAGGGAUCCAAUCUACAGUCUUUGCAAAAAACUGAGGGUCCACUCCAGCAGUUCUCAGUUAAACCAGCUACUUUAACUUUACAAGAAAAAAAUAGGAGCACGUUGGGUAUGCAAUUAAGACUUCCGUUAAACAUAACGUCACCAUUAGCAAAACAAGGAUACUUGAAGGAUGCAGUAAAAGGUCAUCCACAUGCAAAAUCCGCAAAAAAAGAAAAGUUGUUUUAUUUUCCAAUCAAAAGAGACACUUUAAUAAGUUUGUUACCUAUGCAUCUUCAAGCGAAAUUCAGAUCUCUUCGUGAUACCGGAAAUGAAAACUCAACGCAAAUAGUAUCCCUCAGCAAAAGUAGUGAAAACUCAACAGUAAAAAUGGAAGACAUAAAGUCGCCAAAUAUUUCACUAAAAAAUGGUUUCCAUAUUUCACAAUACAAAUACUCUGUUGAACAAAUCAAAACAGGAAAUGACAGUAUAACUGAAUAUUUUUAUUUACCCUCGAAAAUGACGGCAAAAAUAGCCAAAGCCUCUAGCGUCAACAGUUCCGUAAACGACCACUACUCCCUCAAGAAAGAUUCAGUUGGAUCAGAGGACGGGACCGACUAGCUGAUUCGUAACAAGAUAAAAAGAUACGUAUACCUCUAUUACAUCUACCUUUUCCCGCGCCAUGCGAACAAGGAAAAGGAUUAUAAUAAAUUUACUGAUGAAAUCAUCGUGUAUUCAUUGGCCUGGUAAUUUCUUGAUGAAGCAUGAGUCAGACAUACAAACUUUGAAUUGAAACACAGGAACCUGUUUUCAAGUAGCACAUCUGAUAUGACGAUAACAAUUACGGUAAUCAAAGAGGAACUGGAUCAAAUCGCUUAAAAUGUACUGACCAUUGGCUUUUUAAUGCAACUGCUCCAAUCUGGUGCAUAUCUAUCGCUAUCAAUGACCUCGGAAUUACCUUUUAAAAGACGUAACAUAAACUCCCUACUUAUUCAGAAACCUCUCUAUAUUUUGAGUACGUCGCUUUUGAAAAGCGACAUACGCGCUUUAUUGUGCAGCUUGAUUAGCCAGAGGCACGAACUCGCACAUCAGAACAUAUCAACUUCAGUCUUGGUGAAUUGGGAGUGGAUCACAUAAAAGUAAUAACUCAUAACCAGGGGAAGCUCCCCUUUCCAUCUUAUAUAUUUUUUAUAACCGAGGUAAUGCACCAUCCUACAGACCACUCUCAGCAUUGCAUACCAUUUGAGGAACCUAAGGAUAUGAUACGAAGGUUUGUUAAGAUCUUUCCAAUAAAUUUAAAUAGGUUCCGGCCUUCCGAGUCGCUUCCUUUAAAAAUUAGGCUUCAAGUGAUAUCUAAGAGGAUGCGUGUAUUUGCGAAGCAACCGCGGGAAAUCUUUGAUAAAUUGACGAUUUAAUUGUUGAACUUUGUUUAAAAUGAUGAAACUUUCAAACCUACUAAACGCUUGUAGCGGGUAUUUAUUAAUGCUUUCCUUAUUGCAAGUUUUCUUAAAAACGUUAGCGUCAACCUGCAACUAGCAAUCUCGAAGAAGUCACUGACAUACUCCUUCAUUUGCAUGAGCGCGUUUUCGAGAUUUGGAUGAGUUUGUUCUCAACCAUUGUCAAAUACAUCUCAUUAUGUCCUGAUUAAAUAAGCGAACUGCUGGUAUCUCCUGUUUACAUUAUCAGCCUUAAAAAGUCCUUUCCUGUUUUAUCUCUCAAAAAUAGUUAAGAAAAAGUAUAGUUUCUCUAUUUCAUAGGUGUCUUUUUCUCUUUCAGUUUUUACUGUUAAUCCAAACAACAUAAGAUAAUUUACAAGAUAAUUUACUUGCUAAAUUUACAAGUUUAUCUUUGACUCAGGAGGUGAUCAGUUCUCGGAAAAAAUAGCCACAGACAUCAUAGGAGUAAACUUUAUCUGAAUAAAAGUGAAUCAUGGCUAGUUGACAACUGUUCACCGAAUUAGCGGUGGCUAGUGGUGGAUAUUUACCGAGUCGCGAGGCGGUGAGGGAAAUAUCUACCGCUAACCACCGAUAGCAUAGACUAAAAAAGUGAGAUAAUAUAGCACAAAAUGAAGAUUUUACUUCAUUUAUUCUUGCAACCAUCACAAUAUUUUUCGGGUGCAAAUCCCGAGUGAGUUGCGUUGAAUAACAAGGGAUAUUCUGAGUUUGAGUGGUCAAUCUGAGCGCUUCUUCAGCGAUAUCCACUUUGUUUAGUACACACUUUUACAUGAUAUGGCUACAUGGAAGUAAAAACGGCAUGUGGCACAAUAGCAUACAGAUACUUGAGAUAGAAUACAGAUACAGAUGCUUGAAAUAAAAUAUCCUAUCAACUUGAAACAA
Messenger RNA from Pocillopora damicornis (cauliflower coral), 4166 nucleotides. RefSeq lists its product as uncharacterized. The record is from RefSeq and is a predicted model, not a curated record. Lineage: Eukaryota; Metazoa; Cnidaria; Anthozoa; Scleractinia; Pocilloporidae.